UCGCUUUGCUGACGUUUCCUAGUGGCUCCCAGUAAAGAUGGCCGCCUCCUGGGUAUUUGCUGCUGGCUUUCUCUUAGCUGGGGUCUAUGGGCAUGAAACAGCCAACACAGAAGAGUUUGACGUGAGACCCGGGGGCCUGGAGCACAGCUUUAGUCUCAGCCUGGGUGACUACUCCUGCACCUUCACAUAUGUGGCUCAGGGUGGCACUAAUGAGAAAUGGAAAAUGAGUGUGGGAGUGAGUGAAGAUAAUCAGCUUUUUUCCUGCUCAAUCUGGAGGCCUCAGGGAAGCUCUUAUUUGUUCUUCAUGCAAUUCAAAGCCAUCGUAACUGGAGGGAAAAUUGAGUUCAGUGAGGCCUAUUCUCAGACAUCAGCUGAUGGUGUUCGAGAUGUUCCAUUAAAGAAAUCAGAGUAUGACAUAAGUGAGACAGCGGUAUCUAACAUACCUGGAGCAUUCUCUUCCACACUGUCUAAGCUGGUACUUGUGGCCCGAUCUACACAUGACGAGUUGUGAAUAAAAGAUGGUGUAAAGGGUUCAUGUAAUCUGUACAUUCCAUACUGCCUUGCACUGUGCUAAUGGAGUCUGUAGGCUGAAUGGGGUUGUAGCUAUCUCUUCCAGUGAAGGUGUUGACUGUUAUGGUUAAGGAAUCAGUGGUGACCAUUGAGAUGUUGGGUCCAAAAUACUUUGUAGCAGGAAAUAAAACUUUUAAAUUAA
This is a messenger RNA of Pelobates fuscus (common spadefoot toad), 712 nucleotides long. It is a transcript of the gene MYDGF, whose product is annotated as myeloid derived growth factor. The record is from RefSeq and is a predicted model, not a curated record. The transcript has 6 exons. The coding region runs from base 38 to 511 and encodes 157 amino acids. NCBI's taxonomy places the organism in Eukaryota, Metazoa, Chordata, Amphibia, Anura, Pelobatidae. Gene Ontology annotation, biological process: positive regulation of angiogenesis; positive regulation of endothelial cell proliferation.